AAAUUUAUUUUUCUUUUUGAUUUAUGUGUCAUUGCAGCCCACGUGGCGUCUCUGGGGCGAGGAGCACGAGAAGAAUGCCAUUUUCACUGUCUACCUUAAAAAGGUGCGCUAUCAUCGACCAACACCCACGGCGAACAAUGAUUCGGACGACGAAAUUAGCCACCUGGAAUGGGAAACGGUGAGAGUGCGCUUCGUGAAGGCGGCCACAUUGUCGCGACUGGUCGAGGCGUUAGCCACCGACGAUGGUGAAUUGGAGUCAACAUUCAUCAAUGUAUUUCUCUCUACAUAUCGCACCUUCUCUACACCCAAAGAGGUGCUCGGUCUGCUCAUACGACGCUAUGACACACUCAACGACAAACACCUGCAAGAGAUCGAAGAACAUCAACAACUCGACGAUGUCAGCUACGAUCCGGCGGCGUCCAUACACGAACAGCACAAGAAAACUCUAGUCUCUGCGUUGCAUGUGUGGUUGGAUGGCUUUCCGGAGGAUUGGAAUGAGGAUAGCCUGCGGCAGAUAUUAACGUUUGCGUCAAAGCGGCUGCCGCGCUCAGAGUUGCAUGUGAAGGUAUUGCAUCGACUGGAGCGCAUACUGCGACAGCAGGUGUAUGGUGAGGGUAGCAUGCCACCUUGGCUGCCGAGCAGCAUGGGCGCGAAUGCAAAUGGCAGUGGCAUGAAUAUGAGUAUGAGCGUGGGUCUGCUGCCGCAACACUACAAUGCAGAAUUCACAGAACAAUUUGCGGGGCUCUGCUUGGCGCCGGCGUUUCGUGGCCCGACUCACUUCUUGCAGGCAUUCCGCUUUCCACACGUACCGGUGCGACAUUUCGCCGAACAGCUGACGCGAAUGGACUCGGAGCUGUUCAAGCGGCUGAUACCACACCAAUGUCUGGGGGCGACGUGGGCGCGACGCGAUAAAAGCGGCUCAGAAACAGUCGUGGCUACGAUAAAUCAAUUCAAUGCUGUACUCUUUAGGGUUAUUUCUAGUAUACUAAUUGAGCCAAGACUUAAACCACAGGAACGUGCUUUAAAUAUUGCCACCUGGAUUGAUAUUGCGCAAGAAUUGCGGUUGCUAAAGAACUUCUCUUCGCUGAAGGCGAUUAUUUCGGGCUUGCAGUCGAAUCCUAUUUACAGACUUUCAAAAAUAUGGGCAGUGCUACCCAAAGAAAAGAUGGAGAUUUUCAGUGAACUUGCCAGAAUAUUUUCGGAGGACAACAAUGCUUGGGCGCAGCGUGAGGUACUCAUGCGUGAGGGCACUGCGAAAUUCGCCGAUACGGUGGGUGAGCACGAUCGCCAUCUGCAGAAAAUCAUACAGAAACAAAGCACGCAGACGUCGCACGGCACUAUACCUUACCUGGGUACCUUCCUCACCGACCUGACAAUGAUACAUGCCGCCAUACCGGAUACGAUAGGCGAACACCAGCUCAUCAAUUUCGACAAGAAGCGCAAAGAGUUCGAAGUACUGGCGCAAAUUAAACUGCUACAGGGUGCCGCCAAUACGUACAACCUGCGCGAUGAUCCAAACUUCGAUCGUUGGUUCGCCUCAAUGCUGGUGCUGGACGAGCGUGAAGCGCAUACACUCUCCUGCCAACUCGAGUCGCCCCCACCAGCGCCGCGCAAGUCCACUGCCUCAAUUAAUACAUCGCUCACGAACACGACGAUCUCAUCGAACUCCAUGGGCGUCGGUGGUGUCGGCGGCAAUGGUCACCGCAAGACUGACUCGAUAGCCUCGAAUUCGAGCAGUGGUGCCGGAUCGCAGUUCUAUUGCGAGCUGAACAACAGCUACAGUUCGCACUAUAGCUCGCGGCACAAUUCACUCGAUCGCGAUGCGCAGGCGCCGAAUGCGUCACUGCUGUCUGCAUCGAGCAGCGUGUCGAAUCUUUCGAUGGACUCGAGUAAUUCGGGUGGACAGAAGUCGAAUACGAAAAUGUCACAUUCACAUUCGACAAAUGGCGUACGUGGUAGCGCGGCGGGACACAACAACUCGCAGCUGAAUGUUGGCUCGCCGAUUAUCAACGCACAGCUGGUGCAAUCGCCGGGAGCGAAGACCAACAAUGCGCCCGAUUUUUACAUCAUACGCGUGACGUAUGAGACGGAGAACGUGGAGUUGGACGGCAUCGUGCUAUAUAAGAGCAUAAUGCUGGGCAACAAUGAGCGCACGCCGCAGGUCAUACGCAACGCGAUGAUGAAGCUCGGCCUCGAGGCGGAUCCCGAGCAGUAUACGCUGGCACAGGUGCUACCCGACAAGGAGUUGGUAAUGCCGAAGAAUGCGAAUGUCUACUAUGCGGUGAAUACGAACUUCAAUCUGAAUUUUAUAUUGCGGCCGAAGAAGAAAGAUGCCAGCACCAAUGGCAGCUAGUGUUGUGGGAGGGGAGAAAUGGAGUGCGUGUACCGUUUUAAGCUCGUUUUUUUUUUCGACCGCUUUGGUGCUUCAGGCGAGUUGGAA
Messenger RNA from Rhagoletis pomonella (apple maggot), 2440 nucleotides. Its product is annotated as ral guanine nucleotide dissociation stimulator-like 1. The transcript is spliced from 5 exons. Gene Ontology annotation, cellular component: plasma membrane. The annotation marks the transcript as partial. Lineage: Eukaryota; Metazoa; Arthropoda; Insecta; Diptera; Tephritidae. Gene Ontology annotation, biological process: positive regulation of GTPase activity; Ras protein signal transduction. Gene Ontology annotation, molecular function: guanyl-nucleotide exchange factor activity. The record is from RefSeq and is a predicted model, not a curated record.